This is a messenger RNA of Spinacia oleracea (spinach), 380 nucleotides long. RefSeq lists its product as uncharacterized. The transcript is spliced from 2 exons. Bases 32 to 346 code for a protein of 104 amino acids. Lineage: Eukaryota; Viridiplantae; Streptophyta; Magnoliopsida; Caryophyllales; Amaranthaceae. The record is from RefSeq and is a predicted model, not a curated record.
ACUCACAAAAGUAGAGAAACAAAAGAUCGAUAUGGCCAAAUCAAAUUACUCGGUUAAUGUAGUGGCAUUCUUCCUCGUUUUCACCCUUCUUAUAAGCAAUGACAUCGCAAUAGUAAAGGGUGACAAUCAUGCUGAUGAAUCCGAAACACCACUUGAGUUUCCUAGAAAGCUAUUAGAAGCCAUUCAUCACUGUGGAUGGUGGACGCAUACUCACUUUGGCAGAGCAAGAUGCUUGUCUUUCUUUGGUAAUAGAAGGUGUCGCGCAAGCUGCAGGAGUUCUGGAGCAGUUACCGGGGAGUGCAAAUGGCGUGCACUAGGUUGCUCAUGUUACUUUGGGCGUUGUUGAUCUUAUUUGUCCUUAAAACAAAGUAUGUAAUAUA